UUCUUCAUCUCUUCUUGAAGAUGAGGAGCUAGGUAUGGAGGCCACCAGCUGGCAGCUGAACAACACAUCCAUUAAUGGCCAUGUUGAAAGUGCAACCACAGCCCGUUUCCCCAGCUGGGUGACUUUUGAUGACAAUGAAGUUAGUUCCAUUUCUCCAAUAACUAUAUCUCCUGUGAAACAAGAGUCCUCAUCAUUAUCAGAAGGAGCAACAACAGCAACAACACAGGUCAUAGAUGUGAACACUAGUACCCCUUUAUCCUUUAAAAAAAGGGAGCGCCCCAGGAGCACCUUGAGUGAUUUUUCUAAAGUUCAGAAGCUAGAUCUUUCUUCCAUCACCUCGGUGCCAUCAGUUGGUGGAACACCCCCCUGGAGUGCUACUAAUCCAUUCCUUGAUGUAUCACUAAAGGAUGUUCAACCUUCUCCUAUCAAUCCAUUCAGUUCUUUCUUUGAGGAAAGGGAUAGGCAUUCCCAAGGCAACUCUGUCACUGGAAACACUAGUAAAAACCAGAGAGAUUCUCUUCUUAUCCUUCAUCAGGAACCUGAUUCCAUCAGCUUCAAUGAGCCAAGUGCACACCUUAGACAUAGAGAUGCUAUUGAGCAACUCAAGCAACUCCAUAUUAGUGAUCCAGAUCAGCAGGACAUUCUCAGUUUGCCAGAUGAUGACCCCACAAUCUCCACUGAGCUCUAUAAUACUUUGUCCACUUUGGGACCACCUCAUCAAAAAGAUGGCUGGCCAAUGAUGCUGAGGAUACCAGAAAAAAAGAAUAUAAUGUCUUCUAGGCACUGGGGUCCAAUAUAUGUCAAACUGAAAGAUAGAAAAUAUUUACAGCUCUUCUAUGAGAAGGGACUGGAAAAGCCUUUUAAGGAAUUCAAGUUUGAAAUAAAUCAUGAGGUUUCAGAACCCAAGCUUCAAAAUUAUGAUGAAAAUGGGAGGAUACACAGUGUGAGAAUAGACCGUGUCACUUACAAGGAAAAAAAGAAAUACCAACCAAAGCCAGCUGUUUCUCACAUAGCAGAAAAGGAACAGGUUAUUAAGCUAGGCACCACCAAUUAUGAUGAUUUCCUUAGUUUUAUCAGGGCUGUUCAGGAUUCAUUGAUGGAUUUGCCUGCUUCCUCAACAGAUUUAAGUACAGUAGGACUUAAUUACCAAGAGGAGGAAAUCACUGUUGAUGUAAAGGAUGAAUUCUAUGGAAUUUUGGCCAAAGGAGACAACAGGAUCUUGCAGCAUAAUGUAUUGACACGAGUGCAUGUGCUCAGUUUUCUUUCUGGACUGGCAGAGUGUAGGCUGGGCCUCAACGACAUUCUUAUUAAAGGGAAUGAAAUUGUUUUGCGGCAGGACAUCAUGCCCACCACCACUACCAAGUGGAUUCAACUGAAUGAUUGCCAUUUCCAUUCAUGUGUGGAUGAAGAGGCAUUUGCCAGUGCCCGUGUCAUUAUGUUUAACCCUUUGGAUGCUUGCCGAUUUGAACUGAUGCGCUUUAGGAGUGUGUUUUCUGAGAAGACCAUGCCUUUUACUUUAAGGGUUACGGCUAGUGUCAAUGGUGCUGAGGUGGAGCUUCAGAGCUGGCUGAUGAUGUCACCAGGGUUCUCAUCCAACAGAGAUCCUCUAGCUCAAGUCCCCUGUGAAAAUGUGAUGAUUCGUUAUCCUGUGCCACAUAAGUGGGUGAAAAACUUCCGGAGAGACAGUGUCCUUGGGGAGAAGUCCUUGAAAGCGAAGGUGAACAAAACUGCUAACUUUGGAUCUACCAGCGUGUCUGGUUCUGAGCCAGCAAUGAGGGUAACACUAGGAACUGCAAAAUACGAGCAUGCUUUCAAUUCAAUUGUGUGGAGGAUAAAUCGCCUGCCUGAUAAAAAUUCUGCUGCAGGUCAUCCUCAUUGCUUCUUUUGCCACCUGGAACUUGGUUCAGACCGGGAAGUGCCUUCUCAUUUUGUCCGCUAUGUGGAUGUAGAUUUUGAUAUGCCAGCCAGUUCAGCAUCCAAAGCUGCUGUUCGGUCCAUCUCUGUGGAGGGCAAGACUGAUGUGAGGAAGUGGGUGAAUUAUGCAGCACAUUACAGUUAUAAGGUAUGGUUGAAUAACUGAUAACCACCCAUUCACCCACACACCCACA
Protobothrops mucrosquamatus (brown spotted pit viper) is the source of this 2108-nucleotide messenger RNA. RefSeq names its product stonin 2 (gene STON2). The record is from RefSeq and is a predicted model, not a curated record. Lineage: Eukaryota; Metazoa; Chordata; Lepidosauria; Squamata; Viperidae. The transcript is spliced from 2 exons. Gene Ontology annotation, cellular component: AP-2 adaptor complex; synaptic vesicle. Gene Ontology annotation, molecular function: clathrin-cargo adaptor activity. Bases 35 to 2080 code for a protein of 681 amino acids. Gene Ontology annotation, biological process: clathrin-dependent endocytosis; synaptic vesicle endocytosis; regulation of endocytosis.